Molecule: messenger RNA, 834 nt
Organism: Aspergillus saccharolyticus JOP 1030-1
Lineage: Eukaryota; Fungi; Ascomycota; Eurotiomycetes; Eurotiales; Aspergillaceae
Source: RefSeq, a predicted model, not a curated record
AUGGGCAGGUCUCACUUUCCAACAGAGACGCUGGUCGGCGCAAAAUUCAACUGGGCCAAAAGAUACUCAAAAACUUCUGCUAUUCUGUCCAAAAUCCCUCUACCCACUAGCCAUGAGAACAUCUACACUCUACCCAAUAUCCUCACGUUCACCCGACUAGUUGCGGCUCCUCUGGUAGGAUACUUCCUGGUGCAAGGCCAUCAUACGGCUGCAUUGGGUCUUUUCGCGUACGCCGGCAUCACGGAUCUUGUGGAUGGUUACAUCGCACGUCGAUGGAACCUGCAGACGGUUGUCGGAACGAUUAUUGAUCCUAUGGCUGACAAGUUACUGAUGACUAUCGGUGUUGCCUGUCUUGCUGUCAAUGGAUCAAUCCCUGUCUGGCUCGCCGUUAUCAUCCUCGGCCGUGACGUUGGCCUGGCCAUCUCGGCCAUUUACUACCGAUGGAUCUCCCUUCCUCCGCCCAAGACCAUGGCCCGGUACUGGGACUUUUCUCUUCCGUCUGCCGAGGUCAAACCUACAACAGUAUCCAAGGUCAACACUGCCUUGCAGCUUCUGCUCGUGGGCACCGCAAUCGGUAUGCCUGUGCUUCCAGAGACCGUAAUAAAUGCAUGGCAUUUGAAGGAUACCAUGACUGCAUUCCAGGUGUGGAAAAUAGGGCUUCCCGUCCGCUCAGCCGUACUCAAGCCACACGCCGGGAGGUUAGUAGUUGGAUACCUCGUUGCUGGAACCACCAUCUGGUCGGGUCUUAGCUACGUGUUUUCCAAGGAUGCCGUCAAGAUUUUGACGAAGGAAGAGGUUCAAAAGCGCAUUGCGAGGGCGGCAGGGAAGAAGUAG